Biomphalaria glabrata is the source of this 1565-nucleotide messenger RNA. Its product is annotated as intraflagellar transport protein 22 homolog. Gene Ontology annotation, cellular component: endomembrane system. The coding region runs from base 118 to 672 and encodes 184 amino acids. The transcript has 6 exons. Gene Ontology annotation, biological process: intracellular protein transport. Lineage: Eukaryota; Metazoa; Mollusca; Gastropoda; Planorbidae. The record is from RefSeq and is a predicted model, not a curated record. Gene Ontology annotation, molecular function: GTPase activity.
GAAUCCAUUCCGCUAGAGUUGUUGUACUUGUUUAGCGUUCCAUUAUGAUUAUGGUUACCACAGUAAACUAAUAAAUCUUCUACUGGCUCUAGAUCUACUAGAAAAUCUAGAGUGAUUAUGUCGAAAGCUAAAGUUAUCAUAGUUGGCCCGUCAGGGGCUGGAAAAACUUUUCUCAGCAAUUUUUUAUCUGAUGCUACAGAGUUUUCUGCAGGAGAAUACCAUCCAACUCAAGGAGUCAGAAUUAUAGAAUUUGAAGCAGGUUCAGACACAGGUCGUGCAUCAGUAGAUGUUGAAUUAUGGGACUGCAGUGGUGAUAGAAAGUUUGAAACGUUUUGGCCAGUAUUUGUCAAAGAUGCUAGUGGUGCAAUAUUUGUUUAUAAUCCAGACCAACCAAAUCAUGAUAAAGAACUAGAUUUAUGGUAUAACUUUCUUAUUGGCAACCAACAUAUAAAAGAGAGUCAAUGCUAUGUUUUUGCCCAUCACAAACCCAACACAGCUGGCGAGUCAUCUGAACUCUCAAACAGUUUCUCCAAGAUCCCACUAAUACACACCAGUCUAGAGGAAGAGUCAGCAGAGAAAGUCAGAAGGGAGUUCAACAAAUUUCUCUCCUCCCUUGUCAAGGCAGUGUCUAGCAAUCGAGAGCAAGAGGAACUCAGUAUAAUGAACCAAUAAGCUCUCAGUUUUUAAACGCUGCUUUUGUUUAACUAUUAAUUCAUUUCAUGUUAGGAUGACAGUGCUAACAUCUCAUAACCUAUUGUUUGAUUCAAAAUGUUCACCUUUACAAACAAUUUCAUAUGAUUGAUACAUAAGUAUGAAAUUAGGCUAAUGCUUAUUGGCCCCUUUUAAUGACAAUAAACAAUUUGAUAUUCUUAUAUUAAAGGGGCCAAUAGAUUAUUGUAAAAGAUCUUUUACAGACCUUAUGCUGUAAAGCUAAUUAAACACAUUUCCCACAAUCUUAUUAUAGCUUACACAAGUAGACUGUGCCUCUGUUGACUAGUCGACUGUGCCUCUGUUGACUAGUAGACUGUGCCUCUGUUGACUAGUCGACUGCCUCUGUUGACUAGUAGACUGUGCCUCUGUUGACUAGUAGACUGUGCCUCUGUUGACUAGUAGACUGUGCCUCUGUUGAGCUCCAAUCACACAAAACAAUUACAAAUCAAUGAUUUUAGUUUAUCUUACUGUCUUGUAGAACAGAUACAAGUGGCUGCCUAUCAUAUGGAACGCUAUUCAUGGACAAAAUAGUAGCGACCAAUACUAAUGCCAGGGCUGCGUGAUUUUCACAGUUUGCCCCUGUAUAAAAUUAUAUUUUUGUUAGGUUCUUAUAAAUGAUUGUCUGACAUAAGUUGACACUAUAGUGGUUUAGGUAAUAUUCUUUAUGUAUUAGUGACAUGAAAUGAAACUAUAUUUCAUAUCUUAUUACCCUCCCCCCACCCCUUACACAGUUUUUCUAAAAUUAUUUUUUAAAUUUUCUAUUCUAGAGUUUAUUUCAUUAUUUUGUUUUGUUUAUUUUUUUUUUUACAUUUACAUUUUGUUAGGAAAUUUAUUAAAACAAUAUUUCCAUUCUA